CUCUGUACACGACGACUGAGGAGGACAAUCACGAUUGUCUAGGCCGCCAUGCAGAUCUUCGUGAAGACCCUUACGGGCAAGACUAUCACCCUUGAGGUGGAGUCGUCCGACACCAUCGACAAUGUCAAGUCUAAAAUUCAGGAUAAGGAGGGUAUCCCCCCGGACCAGCAGCGCUUGAUCUUCGCCGGAAAGCAGCUCGAGGACGGCCGCACCCUCUCCGACUACAACAUCCAGAAGGAGUCCACCCUUCACCUUGUGCUCCGCCUCCGUGGUGGUGGCAAGAAGAGGAAGAAGAAGGUGUACACCACCCCCAAGAAGAUCAAGCACAAGAGGAAGAAGACCAAACUCGCCGUCCUCAAGUACUACAAGGUCGACGGUGACGGCAAGAUCGAGCGUCUCCGCCGUGAGUGCCCCCAGCCCGAGUGCGGUGCUGGUGUCUUCAUGGCUGCCAUGCACAACCGCCAGUACUGCGGUCGCUGCCACCUCACCUACGUCUUCGACGAGUCCAAGUAAACGAAAAAAAAAGAACGAACUUCGAGG
This is a messenger RNA of Aaosphaeria arxii CBS 175.79, 540 nucleotides long. Its product is annotated as ubiquitin-domain-containing protein. The record is from RefSeq and is a predicted model, not a curated record. Gene Ontology annotation, biological process: modification-dependent protein catabolic process; translation; protein ubiquitination. The transcript is spliced from 3 exons. Lineage: Eukaryota; Fungi; Ascomycota; Dothideomycetes; Pleosporales. Gene Ontology annotation, cellular component: nucleus; ribosome; cytoplasm. Gene Ontology annotation, molecular function: protein tag activity; structural constituent of ribosome; ubiquitin protein ligase binding. Bases 49 to 513 code for a protein of 154 amino acids.